AUGGAUUCAUUCAAAGCAAAUUCUUUCAUCAUCGACAUCAGUGGCAUCGAAGAAAUUAAUUGGUCAGACUCAAUUGAAAACAUUGAAUCAUCAAACGAGGAGACAUCGCCGAUCAAAGAAGAACGUUUGGCUUUCUUGCAACUCCUUCAUGAUUUCGAACGAGAGAUGUUAGAAGCCAAAGCCAAUGGUCGUUACAUAUCUGAUGUUUCAGAUACUUCGUCUGAAAUGGAAUCCACAAUGUCUGCCUUCAUCGACAUCACUGGCAUUGACAGCGACAUUAAUUCACCAGUCUACGAAGAAAGAACUGAAUCAUUAAGAAUAAAAGUUCGAAUUGACAGAACAUCGGACUGGAAUUCUACAGCCUCGUGCGAACAUUGCAGUCAUCAACAUUUACAAAAUUGCUGUUUGUAUGUUAACGACACUCAAGAAGACUUGGAAGAGUAUGCAGCGUUCAAGCACGAAAUUGACCAGCCCUACUACGUCAUGACUGAGAAUGAAAACUUUGAUUUGGAAAUUGGAUCAUCAACACCGCCAUUUUUCCCGUGCUUUUCGAGGGCACUCAAUGACAUUCCAGAAAGUGACAAUCAGCGAAACCUGCAACAAGAUUACCAACAAGUGCAACAUUGUUUUUAUCAGGUUCCAAACAUGGUACCAGCGUAUGUGCCUCUCCCUCACUUCCAUGCUCCGACUCCAAUCUACAUGAACUGCUAUCCAAUGCCGAACAUCCAUCCAGGACAUGCUUAUGUGCCUUACUAUCCAGUAGGAAUCAUACAAGGAGAACAAAUUGCAGCACUUCUGGCACAAUAUCCAAGCACAAUGCCACCACCUAUCUUCUAUGUUUAUUAUUGA
This is a messenger RNA of Clunio marinus, 849 nucleotides long. Lineage: Eukaryota; Metazoa; Arthropoda; Insecta; Diptera; Chironomidae. The record is from the annotation of a GenBank genome assembly.